GGUAUCCUGGCUGAGGUUCAACAAUUAUACGAUCGAGUUCGAUUUUGUUUGUUGAAUUGGGCCGGCUGGAGCAAGGAGGCUGGAUGCGUGCGCACUACGAUCUCGAGCGGUUUGACAGCGAGCGCGGCAGUCGACAUGAGGCGCGCGCGGAGUGUCACGGGGCCUUUGCGGCGCGCCCACCCUGCCUCGGGGGCCACCUGGAAUGUCCAGGUGGUUCGGGGAAAAAUGAGCUCGCAGUGCCUGUGGCACGCGUGCCGCGCGCUUUCGGCUGGCCUCCUUUUGAUGCUUCUGGGUGCAGCUAUGGCAGUUAUAGGUUACUACGCAGAUACAUUGUCAGUUGCAGAGGAGGUGCGUGGCAACUCCACAAUAUCGGUCAAAGAUGAAGCGCGUGGCUUUCAUCUCAACAACCUGUCCUAUGCUGGCCCCAUUGUGAUGGGCUUUGGAGGUUUCAUCGUGGUAGCAGCAUGCGUGAUGACUUUCGAAGCUCGUGACAGCGCAGCAAAGGUGACGCCAGCGAGACCGCAAUCGCUACCCCGUCCGCUGCCCCGACGAGGUCCAUGUGCGGCGCCCGCCCGGCUCGACCAGCUUGGAGUAUAUCGGCUGCCGCACGUUUUACCACUACCGCAUGCACUACCGCUCGCCCCGACACAUCGGAUAAGACCACCACACACAUGUCUCAGAAUUGGGGCAGAGAAAGCAAAGGACCGUGCGCGGUUCGGCUCCGCUCCGGACUUACGGAGCGGUAGCGCGCGCGCUCCGUUGCCUAUCUCUGCGCUUCGCCGUCCACUCCGCCGCUACGCCCUCUCCGUAGACGAGCCGCCCCAUUCCGCAGUCAGUGCAAGUGCAGCAGAGUCAGAGUGUGGAUCCCAGUCAUCCCUGGCUUUGGAUCUGCACGCGAGUGGCGCUUGCGCAGGCGUGACUCUUCGAGUGCGCGACAACACGCGACGCCGGCCACUAGCGCGACAACAGAGGCUUGUUGAGGAUGUAAUGCAUCCAACAGGUGAAAGUAUCUGCAAUGUAAAUAAUAUGGAAGAAUCAACGCCAAGAAACAACGAAGAAGAACCAAGCAAAGAAACUGUUGAAACGGCUCAUUUGACUGUGGAGCAGGAAGCGCGUGCGCGAAGUGCUCCUCCAACCACGGUCUGCUCAAUCCCCACGUCCCCACAACUUGUGAUAUCACCCCCCCACUCACCUUCUAGGUUACAAAUGACUAGCAUACAAAUCGAGCCAUCGGAAAACGACAUCGUCGUUGGGCCUGCUCCGCCAGACGAAUGAAUAAAGUCUGUCUCAAAACACUGAGACUAAAAAUAUUGAUGUUUGGAGAACCCUUUGUAAACAAUUUACAAAUUUACAGUUCUACUUUAUAAAUUGUAUUUGUGCAUAUUUUAUAACGAAUUCGUAUUGUUUAUUGUUACUAAAAUUGCUAUCGUUUACUAUAAAUAUAGGUAUUCGUGAGACAUUGGUGUGUUUAUAGAAUCAUAUUAGUUAAAAGUCUUUAUAUAUGUUUAUAUUACGAGGUUCGUCCGGGUUCGAACAUUUUUUCUAACUCUGCGGUUCAGGAUAGGUAGGUGUAUGAUGUUUAAAAAACUCUUCAUAAUUACUUAAGUAACAUUUUUCUCUAAAAACUUUACAACCCCUUAAAGAAUAAAGACUGAUAAAAGCGAAUUUUGUAUAAAGAUUUAAACCACAUAUUUCUACGAUAAAAUUAAAAAAUCAAUAAAGACUAUAACAACUACUUAUGGAAUGUGAAUUAGAUGUAGAUACUUUCGUUAUAACGAUAAAUUAAUGAUGUAAGAAUACGCAGUCAUUCAUUAAACACCGUUAUGUUUACUAAACGUCUAUAUGUAGAUCUAUGUUAUAAUGAUCUAUAUCGUACCUUGUCCAUUAAAAUUUAAUCAUUAUAUUAUGUAUAAUUGAUUUAAAGAACCUAGAAUGUAUUAUUCUAUAGGUAGGUACAUUCUAAAUAAUCAGAUUCGUAACAAGAUAACAAAACUAAGGGGAUUGUUAUAUAACAACCAGAUUAGGUACAUACUUAAGGAAUAUUAAUUAUUGCAUCACUGUUUUUUAGUAUGUACCUUGUAAAUUUUGCAUAGAUAUGUAUAAUAAGUAAUUCUAAUUACAGAAUACAAUAUGGACUACAAAAUAUUUAUAGGUAUGUAUGUACCUACUUGUAUAAUGCAUAACUUGAGCAUUCCGUGGAGUCCAUAACUCAAAGCUGAAGAGGCAAAUAAAAUUAUAACACCUAAGUUACUUUCUAAUUUAAAUAUGUACAU
This is a messenger RNA of Maniola jurtina (meadow brown), 2273 nucleotides long. RefSeq lists its product as uncharacterized. Lineage: Eukaryota; Metazoa; Arthropoda; Insecta; Lepidoptera; Nymphalidae. The transcript is spliced from 8 exons. The coding region runs from base 136 to 1275 and encodes 379 amino acids. The record is from RefSeq and is a predicted model, not a curated record.